This is a messenger RNA of Paramecium pentaurelia, 1945 nucleotides long. Lineage: Eukaryota; Ciliophora; Oligohymenophorea; Peniculida; Parameciidae. The record is from the annotation of a GenBank genome assembly.
AUGAUCUAAAAAACUGAAUACUUUGUCAAUGAAGAUUAAGAAAGAGAAUAUAGAAUUCAAAGUAAGAAUAGUAUACAUUAAUUAAAGGGAUGGAAAAAUAAUUAAUUGAAAAUUAGUUUACUAAAUAAACAUAUCCCAAAAAAUAUGAUUAUACACUAUAAAAAAGUGAUUAUGCUGUUCCAAUUAAUUAAUUGGAUUAUAAAUCAUUUUAUCAAUCUUAUAUGCCUUAAGAUUAGAAAUAGAUAAGCCUUUAAAAUAUAUAAGUUGUUUAAAAUAAAGCUUCAUCAUUUAUAUUUAGCCAUGAUAAUAAUAAAAAAGAAUUAACUCCAAAUAAAAAACAACAAUAAUUAUUAUAUAGAGAUAUUUUAUAAAAAUAAGUUGAAGAAAAAUAAAUAUAAUUAAAAUAGUAAAAAGUGAAGCACGAAUGCACUGAUCUCUUUACAAAUAAUUUGUAAAACAUAACAAAUAAUAAGAUUAAUAAUUUAAGUAAGUCAGAAUAUUAGAAUUAUUUAUAAUUAUAAAUAUAAGAAAAAUAAGGCAGUAAUAAAAUAUUUGAUUCUCCUAAUAAAAAUUAAUAAUAAGUUGAGGAAUAGAAUUAAGAUAAAAAUUCUAAAGGAUCAAAAGAAUUUUAAAUAAUUUAGAAGUAAUUAAAAUAAUAUUAGGAAGAAAAAAAAUAAAAGGAUAGAAAACUUUUACUGCAGUAGAAAUUUGAGUAGUCAACGUCAAUUCAUGAGAAAACAAAGGAAAAGACUUAUUCUCCUGAGUUUCAUAAUAGAAAGAGAAAUUUUAUCUAAGAAGAUGAAGACGAAAAAGCAAGAACUCAGCAAUAAAAAAGUGUUGUAUCCAAAAUAUUGACUGAAUAAAUAUAAGAAAAAUAAAAAAAAAGGAAUGAAGAGAAAAAAUAAUAGGAGACAGAAGAUAAAUUGGCUGAAGAGAGAUGGAAAAAUGAGGUUUAAAUGAUGAAAGAGGAGAAAAAAAAAGAAGAAGAACUUAAAAAGGAAUAAUAAGGAAGUAAUUGAAUUAUGAUUAAUAAUUUUAUUUAGAAAUUCAAUAAGAGAAUAUUAGAAUGCAUUAAAUGAGGCUUAAGCAAUAAUAAGGUAAAAAAAGGAGCAAUUCGAAUUCACUAUAAUAAUCAAAGAAUGAAGAAGAGUUUAAAGAAGAACUUAAAAUGAUUCAAUAAGAAAUAGAAGAAUAAUAAUAUUAUUAAUAAUAAUAAUAAUAAUAAUAAUAAUAAUAAUAAUAAUAAUAAUAAUAAUAAUAAUAAUAAUAAUAAUAGAUAUAGUAAUAAUAUUAAUAAUAAAUAGAGUAAUAAUAAUAUUAAUAAUAAUAAAUUAUCUCAAAAAAUGAAUAGGAGGAAGAAAUAUCAUAAUAAUAUUAUUAAUAUGCAGAAUAGAAUAUUAAACCAAAUAAAACAAUAAGUUUUAUUGAUUAAUAGAAUUUAGAAUUAGACUAAAUAAAACAUUAGAUGAUAGAAUAAUAAUAGUAAUUAGAAAGACAAAUUCAUGCUGCAAAAAGUUUGGCUUAAAUAGGAUUAUUAGAAGGGAAGAAUAGAAUAGAAAAAGAAUUCAUAAUUUAAACAGGUAGAUAUAAUAAAUACUUUAAUGAAGAUUAUUCAAUAGGAUUGUUAAAUAAAAAUUAAAGUAAAUAUUAAUAUGAAUUACCCUUUCUGUUUAAUUAAAAAAUUUAGCAUGAUUAUUUAUAUACAGAUAAUCUUUUAGACAAAGUUCAUAUAAAUGGUAAAUCUACAUUGAUUCCAAUAUCUACUCAGCUUAACAAAAAAAAUCCAUCAACAUAUUAGAUAUCAACAGAUUAAUAACAAAAUUAAGCUAGGUCGAAAUCUAUUUCUCAAAAUUCCAAAUAACAUUUUCAUACUUAACUAUUAGAUUCACAAAAUCUUAAGUAAAAUGAUGCUUUGAGUAAAUUGCUUUUAGAGUAUCAUGAAUGA